UUAUCUAUAUAUAUGUGGCUGUUGGCACCAAUACAAGAUCCUACCAAAUGGCCCUCUUACCUCAAAAAUUCUUCUUCUCCUUUGAUUAAUUUGCCACCACAGAGCGAGUGAAUAUAAAUACCUCUGGUUUGGCCACGUGUGAAACCCUUUUUCUUCUCUUGCUACUCACUAUACUACUACUCCUCCUACUCAUAUAUAGUUGUUAAUAUAUACUCAAUGGCUACUAACGGCUUAGCUAGCCGGAAAAAAGAUCCAGUAUACCGAGGCAUCCGGUGCCGGAGCGGGAAAUGGGUGUGCGAGAUCCGCGAGCCGAAGAAGACCACUCGAAUCUGGCUCGGAACUUACCCCACGGCAGAGAUGGCAGCUGCUGCCUACGACGUGGCUGCUAUAGCUCUCAAAGGCCGAGAAGCCCUCUUGAACUUCCCAGGAUCCGUCGGGUCAUACCCGGUUCCCUUGUCAACAUCCGCAGCGGAUAUUCGAAGCGCUGCGGCCGCGGCCGCCUCCAUGAAAGGGUGUGAGGAGGAGGAAGAGGAAAAUGCAAAAAAAAAGAGUAGUAGUUUCUCAAAGUCAAGAUCAAGUGAUUUCCACGUACAUGAUGACAUGAUGGCGUCUUCUUCGUCACGGUGUGUGACAGAUUUUAUGGACGAAGAAGAACUGUUGAAUAUGCCUAAUUUUCUGGCUGAUAUGGCGGAAGGGAUGAUGGUUGCGCCACCGUCAUGGAUAGGUUCUCGUCCGUCGGAUGACUCUCCGGAGAAUUUCAAUGAUGAGGACUUGUGGGGCAACUGAUAACUGAUAGGUUAUUUUGUGUUAUAUCCACGUACGUAUUCGUAAUCAUCGGUCUUGUUCUUCUUGUUGUGUGUGCGUGUUAAAUAUGUCACACUUAUGUGAUAUAUAGUAUAGAUCAUAAAAUUUUAAAUUAUAUGUAUGACCAAUUUUGUUUUUUUAAUAUGUUUAAUAAA
Molecule: messenger RNA, 959 nt
Organism: Brassica oleracea var. oleracea
Lineage: Eukaryota; Viridiplantae; Streptophyta; Magnoliopsida; Brassicales; Brassicaceae
Product: ethylene-responsive transcription factor ERF027
Exons: 1
Coding region: 217-786 (189 amino acids)
Biological process (GO): regulation of DNA-templated transcription
Molecular function (GO): DNA binding; DNA-binding transcription factor activity
Source: RefSeq, a predicted model, not a curated record